ACCCUGAUCCCGACAGCUUCACCGCCUCCUCUUCCUCCUCUUCCUCUUCCUCCUCCUCCUCGGCACCAUGCCGUGCUGCCGUGUUCUCGGUCUGUGUCAGUAUGAAACCAGCAAGCUGGUCCGGAUCCAGAGCGUCCGGCUCGGGUCUCUGAAGUGGAGCCUUAACGGAGCCAUUCUGCUGGUGAUCUGCGUCAUGAUGCUGUGGAACAGGAAGUACCAGGAGUUUGACCCGGUCGUGAGCUCGGUCACAACCAAGGUGAAGGGUGUGGCCCGGGCGCUCCUGCCCGGGGUCGGGGACGUGGUCUGGGACGUAGUGGACUACAGCGGAGCCUCUCAGAACAAAAACUCUUUCUUCGUGGUGACAAAUGUUAUCGUGACAAAGAACCAGAAGCAGGGGAAAUGCCCAGAGGUUCCCAGAAAUGGCCGGAUGUGUAAGACUGAUAGAGACUGUGAGAGAGGAGCCUCGGACCAACAGAGCCACGGGAUUCAAACAGGAUCGUGUGUGAAGUUUGACGUGUUGAAGAAAACCUGUGAGGUGUCCGCCUGGUGCCCGAUAGAAACCAAGACCACUCCUCCGAGACCUGCUCUUCUGGCAGCAGCUGAGAACUUCACCGUCCUCGUUAAGAACAACAUCAGAUUCCCUGCGUUCAACUUCAUCCGGAGGAACAUCCUCCCUCAGAUGAACGACGCCUACCUGAGGAGCUGCCAGAGGAAGAACGACUCGCUGUGUCCCAUCUUCAGGUUGGGAGACAUGGUUCGAGAGGCGGGGGAGAAGUUCUCUGACAUGGCCGUAGAGGGUGGCGUCAUCGGCAUGCAGAUCAAGUGGGAGUGUAACCUGGACUGGCUGACACGGCGCUGCCUGCCCAGAUACUCCUUCAGACGCCUGGAUGAGAAGGAGAGCAACAAGACGCUGUACCCCGGCCUCAACUUCAGAUUCGCUAAGUACAUCACAGUGAGUGGAGUGGAGGAGAGGACGCUCUACAAGGCUUUCGGCAUCAGGUUUGACGUCAUGGUGUUCGGACAGGCGGGAAGAUUCAGCUACAUUCAGCUCAUCAUCUACAUCGGAUCAACGCUGUCGUACUACGCUCUGACCACCGUGUUUCUCGACUGGCUGAUUGGAACCAGCUGUUACUCUGCAGAGGUCGGACACAACUACUCCCAGAGGAAAGUGGAGUCGGUCCAAGACCAACAGAAGUGCGUCCUCAGUGUGUCACACGUGGACGAGAACAACAUUCGACUGGUGAAGAAAUCCCUGAAGAAAAGUUUACAGGACGUCAAACCAGUGUCUGUUCUGCCACGUCAGGAGGAUACAGGACACCUGAGAGCCGUCCUCUGUCUGUUACAGCCGGAUGUCCACAUGAAUCACGACGCUCGUCCUCCCCCCGACCCGGAAGCCGACCCCAAGCCCAAAGCCCCCCGUCCGGCCUGGUGUCGGUGUAACUGCUGCGCUCCCUCCUCUCUCCCCCAGGAGGAGCUGUGCUGCAGGCGGAGCGACGGCGCCUGCAUCACCUCUUCCCCUCUGUUCAAGCAGCUGGUGCUCCAUCGCCCCCUGUUGGAGGCUGUCCUACUAUACAGGGACCCCUUGUCUCCACCUGCGGACGGAGGCCUCACCUCGCCCCUGCGUCACUGCGCGUACGAACAGUACAUCAGCUGGAGAUUUGGGCUCCCACCUCCCGACGCCCACCCUGCCAUCCCCUCCUGCUGCGUGCGGAGGGUCCGGGAGUCGUACCCGAGCCCGGACGGACGGUACAGGGGCUUCACACCUGCCAGGACGGUGUCCCUGCAGGGCUGUGCUGACGGACACUUGGAGUCUUCCCAUCUUACAGGGCUGACAUGUUAGACCUGCUUGUCAAUGCCAAGGGAAAUGCAUUAACUUCACUAACCUGACUGGAAGAGGAAAAGCCUCAGAGUCAAUAAAUCUCUGCAUUUUCUAAAAUCAUCUGUCAUUUGGCUGCUCGGUAAAAACAUGUAUGAAGGAUAUUCUUUUUCCCCCUUUCACUGUUUAAGCAGCGUUUGCCUUUAAGGGACAGAAACCUCUUCUUUAUAAUCACAGACCUGCUCAGAAGACGUCUCCCGACAGGAAUGGUUUUUGCUUCAGUGUGACACAGAAAAAGGCAAAAUUACUGUUUUACAAUUUUGCUUUUGUACAAAUUAAACAACUGACAUAUUAACUUUAAAGCCACUGACAGGUUGGUUUCUUACUCACAGCC
Messenger RNA from Limanda limanda (common dab), 2210 nucleotides. RefSeq names its product purinergic receptor P2X, ligand-gated ion channel, 7 (gene p2rx7). Gene Ontology annotation, molecular function: ATP binding; purinergic nucleotide receptor activity; extracellularly ATP-gated monoatomic cation channel activity. The record is from RefSeq and is a predicted model, not a curated record. Gene Ontology annotation, biological process: monoatomic cation transmembrane transport; response to ATP. Lineage: Eukaryota; Metazoa; Chordata; Actinopteri; Pleuronectiformes; Pleuronectidae. Gene Ontology annotation, cellular component: plasma membrane; nuclear inner membrane. The transcript has 13 exons. Bases 68 to 1840 code for a protein of 590 amino acids.